AUGGGCCUGCAGCGAGGGGCUGGGCUGGCACAGGAUGAGGAGAGCCAAGAAAGACCCCAGGGUCUCAAUGGCAAUCACUACUCUGCCACCAGCUCCCCUGCGGGCCAGGUUCAGGAGCCCCAGGAUGCCUCAGCCUGGAACCAAUUCAAGCACCCCAGAGCUGUGUGCUCCCUGUCCCCAAAGUUCCCAGGCUCCGACCUGCUCUUGUGCUUGCUGGUCUCAGAACUGUUUGCACUGGUAAAGAGUGGAAGACCUCAGAGAGUAUUCAAUGAUAACAUUGGUGGUGAUGGUGAUGGUGGUGGUUGUGAUGGUGAUGAUGGUAGUGAUGAUGGUAGUGGUGAUGCUGGUGGCGGUGGUGGUGAUGGUGGCAAUGAUAGCAGUGAUGAUAAUGAUGCUGAUGGUGGUGCUGAUGGUGAUGGGGGUGGUGAUGGUGAUGGUGGUGGUGUGGUCACCGAUAUAAGGGUGCUGCUGCAGGAUGCUCCUCUCCUGGUGCUUUUGGAUGCCUGGAGCAGUGGCCUGGGCGUCUCGCUGCUCCUCGCGCUGCUCCUGGGGAGCCCAGCGACAGCCCUAGCGGGAGAUGCUGGACCUGAGGGACACGCUGGAUCCCUGAGUCUCCACCUCUUGCCCUCUGCAGCACUGGAAAGCAGCAGCCUGAGCCAGGACAGCCCUGAGGACGAUGUCACCAUGGCUCCUCCGAACCCCAUACAGUCUGAGGAAGAACUGGGGGGGCUGGAGCGGGAAGGGACGGUCCCUUCCGCACACCACCACCCAGCUGCCCUGUUGCCGCUGCCCCCAGAGGUGGCCGGAACAACGCACACACUCGCCCCCAGGAAGAAGUUGCCGCCCAAGCCGGUGACCUCGGCCCGGAAGCCACCCAAGCCCAAGGCUACCCUUGUGUCAUUGUCAUUGGCCAAUCCCGCCAGGACUGGGGCACACCCCACAGCACCCGUGGGCCCGGGUCCUGGCUCCUCCUCCACCGAGAAGCCCCGCCCACCAGAGGACACGGAAGAAGAAGUGCCUCCACAGCCGUCAUCAGAGAGCCCAGUCUGGCUGCACGGCAAGCAGGCCACAGUGCCCACAACCCCUGAGCCCCUACAGAUCUCCCCCUUCACCUCAGAACCCUUGGUGGCGCACACACUCCUGCAGAGGCCAGGGCCAGGGGACCCAGCCUCCCCUGCACAAGAGGAGGCCCAGGAGGCUUCCCCUGAGGACGCCAGCCUCAGCACCCUGGUAGACAAGGGUGACAACGAUCUGACCGGGUCAGCCUCUGAGGAGAGCCAGGAGACCACCACAUCCACCAUCAUCACUACCACGGUCAUCACCACGGAGCAGGCUCCAGCCCUGUGCAGCGUGAGCUUCUCUGACCCUGAGGGAUACAUCGACUCUAGUGACUACCUACCGCAGCCCUUCAACAACUUCCUGGAAUGCACGUACAACGUGACUGUCUACACUGGCUACGGGGUGGAGCUCCAGGUGAAGAGUGUGAACCUAUCGGAGGGGGAGCUGCUCUCCAUCCGAGGGGUGGACGGCCCCACCCUAACCGUCCUGGCCAACCAGACGCUGCUGGUGGAAGGCCAGGUGAUCCGGAGCCCUACCAACACCAUCUCCGUGUACUUCCGGACCUUCCAGGAUGAUGGCCUCGGCACGUUCCAGCUGCACUACCAGGCCUUCAUGCUGAGCUGCAGCUUUCCCCGCCGGCCUGACUCUGGGGACGUCACGGUGAUGGACCUGCACUCAGGCGGGGUGGCCCACUUCCACUGCCACCUCGGCUACGAGCUGCAGGGCGCCAAGAUGCUCACCUGCAUCAACGCCUCCAAGCCCCACUGGAGCAGCCAGGAGCCCAUCUGCUCAGCCCCCUGCGGAGGAGCAGUGCACAACGCCACCAUCGGCCGUGUCCUCUCCCCCAGCCACCCUGGCAGCAGCAACGGGAGCCAGUUCUGCACAUGGACCAUUGAAGCACCUGAGGGGCAGAAGCUGCACUUGCACUUUGAGAGGCUGUCGCUGCAUGACAAGGACAGGAUGACGGUGUAUAGUGGGCACACCAACAAGUCCGCCCUGCUGUACGACUCCUUGCAGGCCGAGAGCGUCCCCUUCGAGGGACUGCUCAGCGAAGGCAACAGCAUCCGCAUUGAGUUUUCAUCCGACCAGGGUCAUGUGGCCUCGGCCUUCAACAUCCGCUUUGAGGCUUUUGAGAAAGGCCACUGCUACGAGCCCUACAUCCAGAAUGGGAACUUCACCACAUCUGACCCGACCUACAACAUCGGGACCAUAGUGGAGUUCACCUGCGACCCCGGACACUCUCUGGAGCAGGGGCCUGCCAUCAUUGAAUGUGUCAAUGUGCGUGACCCAUACUGGAACGACACAGAGCCCCUGUGCAGAGCCAUGUGUGGUGGGGAGCUGUCUGCUGUGGCUGGGGUGGUGCUGUCCCCAAACUGGCCAGAGCCCUAUGUGGAGGGUGAAGACUGUGUCUGGAAGAUCCACGUAGGAGAAGAGAAGCGGAUCUUCCUAGAUAUCCAGUUCCUGAACCUGAGCAACAGCGACAUCCUGACCAUCUAUGAUGGCGACGAGGUCGUGCCCCACAUCCUGGGCCAGUACCUAGGGAGCAGCGGCCCACAGAAGCUAUACUCCUCCACGCCAGACCUGACCAUCCAGUUCCACUCUGACCCUGCCGGCCUCAUCUUCGGGAAGGGCCAGGGAUUCAUCAUGAACUACAUAGAGGUGUCAAGGAACGACUCCUGCUCAGACCUACCUGAGAUCCAGAAUGGCUGGAAAACAACAUCUCACACAGAACUGGUGAGGGGGGCCAGAAUCACCUACCAGUGCGACCCCGGCUAUGACAUCGUGGGGAGUGACACCCUCACCUGCCAAUGGGACCUCAGCUGGAGCAGCGACCCCCCUUUCUGCGAAAAAAUUAUGUACUGCACCGACCCGGGAGAGGUGGACCACUCGACCCGCUUAAUCUCCGACCCGGUGCUGCUGGUGGGAACCACCAUCCAGUACACCUGCAACCCCGGCUUCGUGCUGGAGGGGAGCUCGCUGCUUACCUGCUACAGCCGUGAGACCGGCACGCCCAUCUGGACGUCCCGCCUGCCCCACUGCGUCUCGGAGGAGUCCCUGGCGUGUGACAACCCAGGGCUGCCUGAAAACGGGUACCAGAUCCUGUACAAGCGGCUGUACCUCCCCGGAGAGUCUCUCACCUUCAUGUGCUAUGAAGGCUUUGAGCUCAUGGGUGAAGUGACCAUCCGCUGUAUCCUGGGGCAGCCGUCGCACUGGAACGGGCCCCUGCCAGUCUGUAAAGUUAAUCAAGACAGUUUUGAACAUGCAUUAGAAGCAGAAGCGGCAGCAGAGUCGUCGCUGGAAGGAGGAAACAUGGCCCUGGCCAUCUUCAUCCCGGUCCUCAUCAUCUCCUUGCUGCUGGGAGGAGCCUACAUCUACAUCUCCAGGUGUCGCUACUACUCCAGCCUCCGCCUGCCCCUCAUGUACUCACACCCCUACAGCCAGAUCACCGUGGAGACCGAGUUUGACAACCCCAUCUAUGAGACAGGGGAAACCAGAGAGUAUGAGGUUUCUAUCUAAAGAGCUGUGCUGGAGAAGGGAACUCACAGACAUGAACUCAGUUACAACCUCCUCGAGCCGUCCAUCCAGAGACCGUGGGGCACUGGAUUGAAAUCCCAGAGUGUCUGCUGUCUUCUCUUUAGACUCUUGAUUGAAGAUUUACUGUUUUCUUUGCUGUAUUUAUUAUAUUUAAAAUUGAA
Octodon degus (degu) is the source of this 3755-nucleotide messenger RNA. It is a transcript of the gene Sez6l, whose product is annotated as seizure related 6 homolog like. The record is from RefSeq and is a predicted model, not a curated record. Gene Ontology annotation, biological process: synapse maturation. Lineage: Eukaryota; Metazoa; Chordata; Mammalia; Rodentia; Octodontidae. Gene Ontology annotation, cellular component: endoplasmic reticulum; neuronal cell body. The transcript is spliced from 21 exons. The coding region runs from base 1 to 3576 and encodes 1191 amino acids.